Bubalus bubalis (water buffalo) is the source of this 8929-nucleotide messenger RNA. It is a transcript of the gene PURB, whose product is annotated as purine rich element binding protein B. Gene Ontology annotation, cellular component: nucleus. The record is from RefSeq and is a predicted model, not a curated record. Gene Ontology annotation, molecular function: DNA-binding transcription factor activity, RNA polymerase II-specific; RNA polymerase II transcription regulatory region sequence-specific DNA binding; purine-rich negative regulatory element binding. The transcript has a single exon. Gene Ontology annotation, biological process: regulation of transcription by RNA polymerase II. The coding region runs from base 460 to 1374 and encodes 304 amino acids. Lineage: Eukaryota; Metazoa; Chordata; Mammalia; Artiodactyla; Bovidae.
ACCACAUUUAUUUAAACCGUAAUUUGAAUCACUUUCGGCUAUCUGUAAAACCACCACCACAAACAAGAUGCAGACUGUUUCCGUCGCCCGUAAGCUUCCCGAGUUCCUUCCCAGUUUGGGUCUCCAGGAUCCCCAAACCCCCGCGGACCCGUGACGUCACUGCCCUGCGCCCCGCAGCCGCCGCCUUGCGCGGCGCUUCCGGCAACGAGAACGUGGGGGCGGAGCGGGGCGGCGUCACGGAGGCGCGCGCCGGAAGCUGGCCCGGCGGAAGUGGCGGGGCGGGGCGCGGGGGCGAUGGGGGGGCGGCGGCGGCGGCUGCCGGCGAUGAACAGCGGGAGCGCGUGAGCGGGCCGGCGAGCGAGGCUGGGGGGCCCGGGAGAGCGAGCCGCAGGGCGGAGGGCAGGGGCGCGAGCGCGGCGGGCGGCGGGCGGCGGCCUGGGCGCGGCGGCGGCCGAGAAGAUGGCGGACGGCGACAGCGGCAGCGAGCGCGGCGGUGGCGGGCCCGGCGGCUUCCAGCCCGCGUCCCGCGGCGGCGGCGAGCAGGAGACGCAGGAGCUGGCCUCGAAGCGGCUGGACAUCCAGAACAAACGGUUCUACCUAGAUGUGAAGCAGAACGCCAAAGGCCGCUUUCUCAAGAUCGCCGAGGUGGGCGCGGGCGGCUCCAAGAGCCGCCUCACGCUGUCCAUGGCGGUGGCCGCCGAGUUCCGUGACUACCUGGGCGACUUCAUCGAGCAUUACGCGCAGCUGGGGCCCAGCAGCCCGGAGCAAGUGGCAGCGGCGGCGGGCGCCGAGGAGGGCGGUGGGCCGCGGCGCGCGCUCAAGAGCGAGUUCCUGGUGCGCGAGAACCGCAAGUACUACCUGGACCUCAAGGAAAACCAGCGCGGCCGCUUCCUGCGCAUCCGCCAGACGGUCAACCGCGGCGGCGGUGGCCCGGGACCCGGUGGCCUGCAGAGCGGCCAGACCAUUGCGCUGCCCGCGCAGGGCCUCAUAGAGUUCCGCGACGCGUUGGCCAAGCUCAUCGACGACUACGGCGGCGAGGAUGACGAGCUGGCGGGGGGCCCGGGCGGCGGCGCCGGAGGCCCUGGGGGCGGCCUGUACGGGGAGCUCCCAGAAGGCACUUCCAUCACGGUAGACUCCAAGCGUUUCUUCUUCGACGUGGGCUGUAACAAGUACGGAGUGUUCCUGCGUGUGAGCGAGGUGAAGCCGUCCUACCGCAACGCCAUCACGGUCCCUUUCAAGGCCUGGGGCAAGUUCGGGGGCGCGUUUUGCCGAUAUGCGGAUGAGAUGAAAGAGAUCCAGGAACGGCAGAGGGAUAAGCUUUAUGAGCGACGCGGCGGAGACGAGUCAGAGGGAGAGGAGGUGGAUGAGGAUUGAAACGCGCGGCUUCCUCCCUUACGGGCCUCCCCACCCCACCACCGUCUCCUUGGCUAGAGAACUCCCCUUCCUGUUCAUCCCCAUUGAGCUAGUGGAGGGGAAGCAAGGGAGGCCCCGGAGGGGGAAAACAAAAUUUUAAAUAAUAUAGUUAAUUAAGAGAAAUAACCAUAAGAGAACAGUCAGGACAAUUAGAGAAAAGCAGUAAAGUUCCAAGGAAUUGACAGUAAUCUGCAAAGAGAGGACAACAGCGUCUCCUCACCUGAGCAGAAGUCUCAGCUUCUCUUCCUUCCCAGCUAAGGUUCCUAAAUCCAUCAGGAUAACCCUGGAUGGGAUAGAUCCUUGCACGCUGGCCAAGGAACACCUCAUCAGUUACCCAGACCCGUUGAUGACAGCUCAAUUUGUGUUAUAUUUGGGUAACUUGAUCUAAAGAUCUUUCUAGACCUCAUUGUUGUAGUGUCUAUCCCUUCACCUCCAUUGAAAUCAGCGUUUUGGAUCUAGAUCUUCAUGGAAUUCUUGUGAAGAGAGAGGCCUUUGCAGUUACCCAGUCCUGAGGGUACAAGUUUCAUGAAAAGGAAUGCAACUUUACAUAAUCAUAGACAGGGCAAAAUAAGAAUUAAAGAAGCCACCAGGGACAGAAACAAAUUGGAUCCAUUUUUAAAUGGUUUUGCAUAGAACCUGGACCAAGGCCCAUGUCUUGUCUUUGCAGAAUUAUUUUCCGGGAUGCAAAUGGAUUCAGAUGUCAAUCCUUGAACUAGAAUCCCUUACUAUAAUGUUUUGGAAGUUGGCAGAUAUUUUUCAAAGAUAAAAGCAGUUUUACAUUGGGGGUUGCUGAGGUAGGCACAAUAAGAAAUCAGGCAUAAAGCACAAGGAAAACUGUUUGAGUGGAUUGGUUGCUGCUCACUAAAGUUUUUCCCCGAUCUCCAAAUAUGGAGGUCAUGGCUUAGAUAUGAAUGAGAGCCAGAUACCCGUGGCUCCACCGUGUGAGCCAGUGAAUUAUGGCUAAUUCGGCUGUUUCGGCCACUGGUUGGCUGGAUUUUAAACCAUAAAACUUGGACAUCUUUACAAAAGGAACAUUGUGGCUACAAGCCUGAGCUUUAAUGGAAUAUAAGUCCACACAGAAAAGUUGAAAGUAACCAAAACUGAAGUCAUCUACCUUCAGUUUAAUCUGUGGAUUUGUUCAAAUACUAAAGAUCCUCAGGUCCAGAAUUCCAGCAUCAUUUAUUCUUUUAAAAUAAAUUUUUAAGAACUUGGUCCAUUGUAUCAGUACCUCACAAUCAAAGUUGGCAAAUGAUGGAUGAGUGAUUCAAGCAGCGUGCCCUUUGAAGCUGAAAUCCAUUUGAAUGGAGCUGAAAUGAACGUGAAUAUGCUGACUAUAUCCUGGAAGCAUUUUUAUACCAUCUUGAAAUUUCAACAAACUGGCUUUUGCCAGUUUAUCCAGCUGUCUUUCAAGAAUAAAAGUUGGGGUUUUCAAGGAUCGCCUCUUCUAUAUUUUAAAUGGAUUUUCAGUAUGAUUUUUACUAAUCAAGUUAAUCCCACCCCAUCAAAAGGUAUUCCUAGAAGUGUCAUAGACCUAGGUAACUUUGAAUUGAAUGGGAGCUAAUGGUCUUUCCAAAGUUUUCAGGUAUACUUUGUGCGACACCUUCUCAACAAGGAGGCAAGUAACCCCACCUCCACAAUCUUAGUUUCGUUUUUUUUUAAACUGCAUGCCUGCCCUUUAUUUGAGCUGCCUUUUAAUUUAUUGCAUACCUUUUUAUUAUCUUAUUUUGGUAUUAUUCAACCUACAAUCUUUUUGUAUUUAUUGGGAAAUAAGUAAUAUACAAAAAGGUCGUUUUCAUGAAUUGUGGCUGAGAGGGAGGGAAUAAUUGUGUAUAUAAAAUUAGGCUUUUUUAAAAAAUUAGAUUUGAUUCAGAAUAUCAUUGAUGUUAGAUUUUUUUGUUUUUGUUUUUAAAAAGUGGAAGAGCCACAAACAUUGGUGCCCUUUUCAGACUAUUUCUCUACUCAUCAUCCACAGUAGACUUUUUAAACAGAUUUUUUUUAAGCUUUUCUUUUUUAAAAAAAAAUUUUCUCCGUUGCAAAGAAUGUUUCCUAAAUUGUAUGGGAGCAAUAGUAUUUUUGAUGUUUUAAUGACAUCUGUAUACUUGUACUGUAUUUUGUACUACAAGGCAGCUGUUUUCAAUAAUGUCCUGCUGUAUUUACCUAUGUGUUUUGAGUGUUUAUUUCUUUGCUGCGGAGAACAAAUCCCUAAAUAGUUUUAGUAAAGGGGCUGAGAAGAUAGCAUUAUUAGGUUUGCAUAAACUGUUUAUAAGUUUCAAACUCUGAGGCAGCAAUGAAGAUUAAAGUUGCAGCUCUUAGUUGAUUGCUGUAACUUUUUCAUUUUCAAAACAUGUAUAAUUCCUGUAUAGACCAACUUGUUUUCCUGCUUCAGUGGUGGUUCUAUUGCUCAGCUGCAGUGAGCCAGUUCAAUUUUGCAAAGGUGCAGUACCUCUCCUUUUUAAGGGGUUGGUUUAUUCUUUUUUCUUUUCUUUUUGUUUGGCUGAAUUGCAGUAACUAGCCUUGCCUUUCUACUCUGUAGAAAUGACAGGGUCUUCACAAUCCUUCACCAGUGGCUACUAAGCUAUAAUUAGCUGAAUAGAAAGAAUGUGGAAGUGGUCUGAGGCAUAUAGAGUAUAUGCCAAGAACACUACCAUAUAUGGCAUCAGCUUUGGUUACCAGAGAAAUUUUCUUAGUCAUUAGACCAUAUAACAGUAAUAUAUCAUAUGUAAAUCUUUAGAUAUCAAUUUGAGAAUCCUCCAAAAAAAGGAGCAAAGAAUGCAUAAGCUAUGUGUUGGAAAAAGUAAUUUAUAUUAAAAUUUUGACCUGCCUAUGUAAGAUUAAAUGGUAAAUGUCAUAGUGGUGGGUUUUUAAGUCUUAACCAAUCUCAAAGGUUUGUUUCUCCUGCAGGGGGUGGUUCAUGGCCUCUCUUCUCACUGCAGGAAGAUUACAGGAGGAUGUGGAUUAAUUGUAGCAUUCACUGAUCCUCAUUCAGUACUAGGGACAAUAGAAAUCUGCAAAGCACAGACUACACUUUCGGUGUGUGCUUUGUUAAACAAAGUGAUAUUAACAGGCUGGCUUUCAGAACUCAUUCAUAAAUACUGCCUAUUAAAGGAAAUGAUCUUUGUUAAUUCCAGUCAGAAAAUAGCAUUAUACACACUAUGGGAAAGCAAUUUUGUGUUUUGUCUUUCAGCCACUACUAUGAACAGUGAUUUAGGACUGUUUUUCAACUUUGGCAAACAUCCCAGCUGAUCAUGUGUUCAAAACAGUCAUAUUCCUGAGAAGUAGGAAACUAAAAUUCUUUUUCGGAGAAUUGGUAGAAUGUCUGUUUCUCAAACUGCUGCAGACACAAGAAAUUUUAAGAACAAAAUCAAAGGAUCAAAAAUUUGUGAUGAGAUACUACUCUUGCCUUCUGGUUUCUAUUGUCCCUACCUUUCAUUCAAGUAGAAUGGCAGUUCUAGUCAGCAAAGAAAGUUUUCAGUGCAUAUGCUGCACAGUACACAGUGUAAGUCUGUAUGGCACCAAAAAUCAAAGUGAAAACCAAACCAAAAACCCAGACACCCUAUGUUACUAUGGGAGGCAUGCAGGUGGUAUAAAUGACUGUAGCUGUGAUACACACAUGGCUACUCGUCAAGUCACUUUCCAUAAUUAUUUACUGCAAAAUGAUUGAGGCUUUGGUGCAGGCAGGCUGUUAACCUAUUGCUUCCCUGUUACCUCUCUAUCACUUUGCAAUAAAUUGCAGGUCUUUUAAGAGAUUCAAGCUUCAGUUUUCUCAAAAAACAAAACAAUUAUCCUGACUUAUCUGAAAAUGCAGGGUUGUGGGCAAAAGAGGCUGGUUAUAAUAAUGCCCUCAUAUUGAGUGGUCUGUAAAUGGCUGCACACUUCAGGCACUAUAGUUGCUGAGAAUGCUUUGUUAAAUGUGACCUUGACUGGCUUUACAGGGGGUAGAAUGUGCUCUCCACAAGGUAUUAAAAGGUAACUACCCAUUUGUGUCUACCUUGCUCUUGAGGUGGAUGAACUUGAGAAGCUUGAGUGUGUAAGCCAUGCACAUAGGUAUUCUUCACUGUAAAUUUUGUUUUCAUUUUUAACCCAGUUAUGGUACUUUGUCCAAUGCACAGCUGAUCUCUCAGUAGAUAUUCAUUUGAGAAUAGUGUGGCCUUGAUCUGUGAGAAGGGGAAGGAGAGAAGUGACUUUUUGCUUAUGUAAAAAUGACUCUUUGUCGAGAGGCAUUCUGUAGCACUCUUGGUAUCUAAUGUGGUCGGUCUCCUUGUUUAUUGGGGAAAGUUAAUGUUUUUGACCCUGGAGUUAUUAAUUCAAUUGAGUUGUCUUCUAUUUUUAGGAAGUAUCAGAAUUGCUCUGAUAAGUAAGAAAGUAGACUGCUUUGAUGUACAAUCUCAGGUUUUAGAAUACAUAUAGUGGUGUAAAAUUCCACUGUUAACUCUUAAAACAAUUUUAAUUUAGUAUACCCUAAAAGUCACCUGCAUAAGGCCUGUUCAAAGAGCAGCGCCUCCCAUCUUUUUGCUCCUUUUCCAUUUUGUACUUCACUUGAGAAAGUGUCAAGUGAUUUUUUUCCUUGUAUAUUUCCAUUUUAGCCCUGACAUAUUUCUCAAAGAUAAAGCACUUUUUGAUCAUGAAAUACAUGGAAUCUGUGUGUGAUGUGGAUCAUGGUUUCUCAGGCUCCCCUAGAUAAUUUGCUUUUGAAUAUUGUUUUAACUCUGUAUAAGAAAAGUAGAAAUCUUUGCUAAUGUUAGAAAGUUUGUAUUACUGAUCUAGAAUGCAUUUUGCUAGUUUCCAAUGGACGGGAGAGUAAACAAUGCUGCAUUCACAAUUUAAUAAGUUACUUUCCCUUGAGCCUUAAGGUAACUUUUUUUUUCUGUCAAUACGGCACUGAAGUUACAGUAAAUGAAUGAAAUUGCCAGUUUUCAGGGUUGGUUUUAGAGUACUGUAAAUCGAUUAGGUGUCUUCCUAAACAGUUACUAUUCCCGUUGAAUAAACUGGAUAAUGGGGCGGGGGGGCGGGUGGUGAUUGUUUGUAGAAAAAGAAAAAAAGAACCACAUUUACCUAAAAAAUAUAUGUAUAGACACACAAAAGUACAUGACAGUGCCCAUUUGGAAUUCCAGGCAUAAGGUGGAAAUGGACAUUAUCACCUCAUUUCCCCUGUUUUUAAUCUAGAAAAACAAAGUCAUUAAUUUUCAAAUGGUAACACCCAGAAGCUUCAAGAGAGAGUGGACUGUUGAAUGAUGACUUCUCUUGAUAUGUUUACCUGCUAUUCAGUUAAAGUCGCUGUUCGCAGCCCUCAGUCUUAAAACUUAGUUUCAUUACUGAUGGAUUUAACAGACUCUUAUUUAAUAAAUGUGGUCCAAUUGUCAGGAUGAAAAUUAAAUUUGAAAAAUACUGCGUCAUGAAGACAUUAGUAAUUUCUAGAUAUCUAGAAAUUGAUAUCUAGUUGAUAUCUGUACCCCGAUCCAAGUUAAGACCUUUAUGAAUGUAUUUUAUAUUUCCUAAUGAAAUAGGGAAUAUGCCAUCAAUGUUAUCGCCUUUAUUUGCAACCUUUUACUCUUCAUUUGAAAAUUAACUCAUGCCUCUUGAAUUAGACAUUGCAAUGGGGAUAGGUAAAGCUAUGUUAAAAUAACAGCAAAUGCUGUAUUGGUAGUGUCACUGCUUAGUAGGACUUCUAAUUACAGCCUCCUGUAAAAAGCUUUAUUUGAUGCAGAAAUGUUAUUUUUUUCCAUAGGUGAUUCUAACAUGGUUUGAUAAAAGAAUAUGACUGUACUUUAUUAACAUGGAAUUUUGAGUCUAGGAGCAAAUUUCAUUUUCCCCAUAUUAUAUAUAUAAAAUGCCUACUGACAUGGAUAAGAGAGGGCUGAUCAUACCUUUAGUGUGAUGAAAUGUGGGCCCAGAGUAUUGGAGAGAAAGCAAUAAACCUAUCCAAGUUCAUUGUCCACUAGCAUGUUGAAGAAGACAUGAGUUUGUCUUUUUUUUUUUUUUCUUCCCUACUUCAAAGACAUCAGUGAGUAAAUCUUUCAAGAAAAUUUAUGUAGAUUGUCUCAUUUCUUAAACUCAUCCCCAUUCUUGCCCUAUAUUACAAGAUCAAGCUGGCUCAAAAAGUCUUUAUUAUACAUAUUUGGAAGUAGAGUGGCAAGUGGUAGAUUUCUUCCCUUUUAAAAUUCCUUUUUCAAGGACAUACAUAACUGCAGGUAGAGAAAUAAAAUUGAAAAACAGAAACAUUUGUAGAAAUUUGAGAGUUGCAUCUUAAACUGUUCAGAUAUGAGGCAUAAACCCUUUUCUCCUAGCCCACAUGUCACUUCUGUUUCAAAAGCUGCCUGUAUUCCUAGAAGCUAAUAGAUUGGGCAGAAGUCCAGAAACUGAUUUUAAAUAAGUACAGGGCAUAUUUGAGAGCUGUGCAUGUUACAGUAGCAGGCAAGUAAAUUUGAGUUUUUUCCCACUGAUUAUCAAUAAUUGGAAUAAUAACUGUGGUUAUCAGUAUAUUUGGGUUUCUCUUUUUCUAAAGUUCUAAAAUGAUUAGUAUUUAUUCUGUCUUGCACCUCUAUGCAGAUGUUUUUCCAAGUCCAUUUUUUGAAGUCUGUCUAUUUUCUGACAUAUUUCCAAAUAACACACUUUCUAUAGUAACCUUCACUGCCAGUCAGAUCUACCAGGGGCUUCCUUAGACUAGAUGAUUCUUCAUUCCAAAGUUGGGACUGAUGUCCUGCCCAUAGAGAAUCUACAGACAUAAUUAGAAUGAAUUAAAACCAAAUCUUGAUAGCAGGAGACAGAGCUUCCUGAUCUAGAUGUACAACUAGAGUUUAGGUUGGAAGUUACUUUAAAGAGGGUUUUUUGGGAUGUCUUCAGUCUCUGUAAAUAUCCAAAUGCUUGUGCAUUGUAAACCAAGUGUGUACUCCUAUGUAUGAAUUUGUAGAACUGAUUUCUGCUUCAAGAGAAGCUGCACCUUUAAUUUUAUAAGGUCCCCUCCACCUGUUACCCUAUAAAUAUUUGUAAAUAGAACACUAAAAUUUGUAGUGAUAGGAUCAAUUUGGGAAUAUCUGCUGAGAGACCAAAAAGUUCAUUUUUUUAAGUACCUUGGUUAAAGAGUAAAGAUUAUUCCUCUUAUUUUUUAAAAGAAGAAUGCACUUUAACAAACACAGCUGCAUGGGCAAUUCAAACAAAUCCGUGAAGUGCAGUACCCAUUCAGAACUCAUACUUCCUGGAAACCAUUCAAAAGCAUAGUCUAGACGGGCUGUUGAUCUCACUGCCUGGAGGUUGAAGCUGAUUCCGGUCAAUUUUGAGACGAGCAGGGCUGCUUCAAAAGAACAAUGUGAAUACAGCCAAAAGCUUCAGUCAGUCUGUAAAAUGGCGGGUCCCGUAUUUACCACUAACUAGCAAAACUGACAGAAAAACUCAUAGAGAAAAAAGAAUCCUUACUGCUGGUGUGCACUCCUUACAAUAACAGACUUUUGCAAAUGGAGUUUUACAGUCUAUAUUUAAAAAAUUGUAUGUUUGUAACAAAUAAAGUAUGCGGAAACGUGAA